AAAGUACAAGUACUCUUAAAAUAUAGCAUUCAUCAUCAUCUAUAAACCCAAAGGAUUAAUGCAUCGAAGACCUCUCAUUAGCUCGUUUGGUCUUUGAGGAGGACUUCAUACGUGGGCAGCAUGAAGACGAUCAGCUUCCCCUCGAGGUCAAAACGUGCCCUUCAUCUCAUGCUGCCUCUGGCUCUCCUCUGCUUCUUCUCAGGCGCGCCGCGGGGUGUCGACUCCGCCCGAGUCUUCGGCAUCGUCAACCUGUGCGAGGAGACGAUCUGGCCGGCCGUGACGCCCGCCAGCGAGAGCUUCGGCAGCGGCGGCGGCUUCGCGCUCCGGCCGGGGCAGUCCGUGGCGUUCACGGCGCCGGCGGGGGGCUGGUCGGGCCGCGUGUGGGCCCGCACGGGCUGCCGCUUCGACGCGUCCGGGAACGGGUCGUGCGCGACGGGCGCGUGCGGGGCGGCGCUCCGGUGCGGCGGCGCGUCGGGCGAGCCGCCGGCCAGCCUCGCCGAGUUCACGCUCUCGCCGGCGCGGGACUUCUACGACGUCAGCCUGGUGGACGGGUUCAACCUGCCGGUGGCGGUGCGGCCGGUGAACGGGCGGGGCAACUGCACCGCCGCGGGCUGCGACGGCGACCUGCGCCGGACCUGCCCGCCGGAGCUGGCCGUGCGGGCGGGCGGCCGGACGGUGGCGUGCCGGAGCGCGUGCGACGUGUUCGACACGGACCGCUACUGCUGCCGCGGCCAGUUCGGGGGCCCCGGCACGUGCGGGGCCACCGCCUACUCGGGGAAGUUCAAGGCCGCCUGCCCCACCGCCUACAGCUACGCCUACGACGACCGCAGCAGCCUCUUCACCUGCUCCAACGCAGACUACAUCAUCGCCUUCUGCUCCCAGAGGAAAGAUGUGUGUUCGUUCCACAACAAUCGGCUUGUCUGCAACGACUCCGGCCGAUCUUAUUGGCCGAUCACAUCGAGGCUCCUGCUUCUGCUGCCCCUCAUCUUUUUGGCUCUGCAGAUUUCAGCGUGAGGAUCAAGGAGCAAUCAUCCUGAUAUAGUACAUUCGAUCUUUCAGUUAUUUUCUUGUCCAUCUAAAAAUUAAAGGCGAUGAUGCCCUCAAAUUUGUAUAGGAUAGGCAGUAGGCACCAUAUGCGAUUACCCUAAAAGGAUAGGCGAGUUGUUGAUUAGGCCACGGCGAGUGCGCGCGCUUCGACGCCACCCUGGCCGCCGCCGGGCGGGUCGUCGGCCCCGUCGCGGCGCUGUACGCCAUCGACACCGAGGGGCGAGGAGGUGCAGGACUCCAACGCCGUGACCAAGCUCAACGGGCCCUGCGCCGUCAUGUUCUUCUGCCGGUACGGCAUCAACUGGGCCGCGUACGGCGGCGGCGAGUUCGCCGGGCUCGUCCAGCGCGUGCACGCCGUCUCGUCAUAGUCAUAUUGGGCUUCGGGCUCUUCGGGACGUGCCCGGCACGAGCCGUCGCCAGCAAAGCCCAAGCACAGUGGGCACGGGCCGGCCCAAUACAAUUCAUAUAUUUUCUCAAAAGAUAUAAAUAUACUCCCUUCGUGUAUUUCGUUUCGUUUCAUUAGUACAAUAUUUCAUUUAACUAAUAUAUAUUUUUAAUA
Messenger RNA from Panicum virgatum (switchgrass), 1606 nucleotides. Its product is annotated as pathogenesis-related thaumatin-like protein 3.5. Gene Ontology annotation, cellular component: extracellular region. Gene Ontology annotation, biological process: defense response. The transcript has 3 exons. NCBI's taxonomy places the organism in Eukaryota, Viridiplantae, Streptophyta, Magnoliopsida, Poales, Poaceae. The record is from RefSeq and is a predicted model, not a curated record. The coding region runs from base 121 to 1014 and encodes 297 amino acids.